Molecule: messenger RNA, 1666 nt
Organism: Drosophila rhopaloa
Lineage: Eukaryota; Metazoa; Arthropoda; Insecta; Diptera; Drosophilidae
Product: lysosomal Pro-X carboxypeptidase
Exons: 1
Coding region: 102-1514 (470 amino acids)
Biological process (GO): proteolysis
Molecular function (GO): dipeptidyl-peptidase activity; serine-type exopeptidase activity
Source: RefSeq, a predicted model, not a curated record
GGUAACACUAAAUAAAUAUAUAAAAUAUAAUAUAAAGCCCGGCUUAGAGAUAACGAACUGAAAAACUUGUGAGUCCAAUUGGUCAUCUGAUUGUCCCUAAAAUGGGAGAACUUGUUAUGCGAGCUGCAUUGUCAGCAGUUUUGGGAAUCCUCCUGAUCACGGGCUGUAAAUCGGAUCAGAGGUUCAAGUACGAGAUCAAGGAAUUCCAAGUGCCGCUGGAUCACUUUAGUUUCCUGAUCAACGCCACCUUCAACAUUCGUUAUUUGUACAACGACUCGUUCGUCGACAAGAGCAAUGCCCGCACUCCGAUCUUUUUUUACACUGGAAACGAAGGGGACAUCGAACUUUUUGCCCAGAAUACCGGAUUCCUGUGGGAACAGGUGGAAAAACAGAGGGCUUUGGUCAUUUUCGCGGAGCAUCGGUACUAUGGAAAGUCUCUGCCCUUCGGGAGUUCCACUUUUAACACCAGCAUGCCGGAGCACUUGGCCUAUUUUACGGUGGAACAGACUUUGGAGGAUUACGCCAUGCUGAUCACUUAUCUGAGGAGCGAUCGCCAGAUGCCCGUGGUGGCCUUCGGGGGAUCCUACGGCGGAAUGCUGGCCGCCUGGUUCCGAAUGAAGUAUCCGCAUUUGGUCACUGGAGCCCUGGCCGCCUCGGCCCCCAUUCUCCAGUUUCCCGGUAUAACCGAUUGCGACAUAUUCUACAGGAUUGUGACUUCGGUUUUCGAGAAUGCCUACAACGCAAACUGCACAGUGAACAUUGCCAAGUCGUGGAAACUCUUUGAGACUCUGGGCGGGAACGAUGCCGGCAAGAAGCAGAUAUCUGAUGCAUUUCACCUGUGCAGUCCGAUCAAGAGCGAUGUGGAUUUGAAGAAGUUCCUGGACUACAUUGAAGAGGUCUACAGCAAUCUGGCCAUGGUGAACUAUCCGUACAACAGCAGUUUCCUGGCUCCAUUACCGGCUUAUCCUGUGAGGCAGGUAUGCUACUAUCUGAAGGAUUUGCAUACAGGCGAUGGAGAUUUGCUGCACGCCAUGUCCAGUGCCCUGGCAGUCUAUACCAACUACACUGGGUCCUCCAAGUGCCUGGAUAUAUCCUCGAACUCGAAUGCCGAUGAGGCCGGCUGGAAUGUUCAGACCUGCAACCAGAUGGUGAUGCCUUUCUGCUCCAACGGUACUGAAACCAUGUUCCGCUCAUCUGCCUGGAACUUCAAGGAUUUCGCCGAUAAGUGCUACAAGAACUAUCGUCUCACGCCCAAGCCGUAUGACAUUAUUUUACGUUAUGGCGGAAGAAAUCUGGAAGCUGUCACCAAUAUCAUCUUCAGCAACGGUCUGCUAGAUCCGUGGAGCGGUGGCGGUGUUCUGCAGUCCCCCAAUGACAAGGUCUUUGUCAUCAUCCUGCCGGAGGGAGCCCAUCACCUGGAUUUGCGCCACAGCGAUCCGGCUGAUCCACCGUCAGUGCGCGAUGCUCGCGAAAAGGAGGCAGAAAUCAUAGCUCGUUGGAUUCAAGAGUUCUGAAAUGAGAUUGCUUUUAUUCAUUCGGCUUAAAACUAUGUAAAAGCUUUUUAUAGGCCAAGCUAUCAAACAUUUGAAAUUAUUAAAACAUAGUUAUAACAAGUGAACAAUUUUUUAAAAAUACAAGAUCUAUUUUGUAGCACUUUUAAAAAUUA